Anolis sagrei ordinatus is the source of this 4589-nucleotide messenger RNA. It is a transcript of the gene PODXL, whose product is annotated as podocalyxin like. Gene Ontology annotation, biological process: regulation of microvillus assembly; cell migration; negative regulation of cell-cell adhesion. Lineage: Eukaryota; Metazoa; Chordata; Lepidosauria; Squamata; Anolidae. Gene Ontology annotation, cellular component: apical plasma membrane; microvillus membrane. The record is from RefSeq and is a predicted model, not a curated record.
GACCUCCGGCACCUGAACAGCAGCGUUGCAGGAGUUCAGUCUGAAGCCGGCGCUUGUCGGGUGCUGGAGAAGAGCUCCGCGGAGGAAGAACACUUUCGAGGGGGAAUUUCGCCUCGAGGAAGACAAGAAGAGAGGGGAGGGAAGGGAGGGAAAGAGGGGGCACCCAUCCAUCCAUCCAUCCACCCACCCGACUCCACUCCACUCCACCCCGAGCUGGCGCGCUCUUCACAUGCGCAGAGGCCACGCCACGCGACCAGCCAUGCGCCCGCCACCGCCGCGGCUGAGCCUCCUGCUCCUGAUGCUCCUCCUGGCCUCCUCUUGCCCGGGAGAUGCCUCCACUGCUUCAGCUGGAACUACAAAAAGUGGGCCCACAGCAGCUGCGACCACAGUCAAACCCAGCCUUGCACCUUCUGGAAGCCCUGCUUCUUCAACACUCCAACAAACAACUUCAAAAGCUCUCCUCGCCACUACUGCCAGUAUGACCACAGUUAAGAGUGUCCCCUCUUCCACCACAAAAGAAACACAGAAAACCACUUUGGGUGCCUCCACAAGAGCACCCACUACAUCAGCAUCGACCGGUAUCAAACCACCUUCUUCAUCUGUGUCGAGCAAAACUACGGGGGCAGCGAGCAUCACAACGGCUUCUAAACCACCCACAAUCCCACCAACUUCAUCUCCCGCUGGUCCAAAAGGAACAAGUCCAUCCAUUCUGCCCAGCAGUGAUUCAUCUGGCAGAGGGACGACGAGACCUCCUCCAACGUCUUCGCUGAAGAGCACAUUAUCUGCUGUUGUCGCCAAAGUACCAACUACCCCUGGUGCCACUACAAGUCACAGGCCCACCACAGCUCCGGGACAUGGCAGCGGUGUUGUGCCUCCGGGAAGUGCCACUACUACAAAGGAGAAAACGACUGGUCUCCCUACGGUGUCCGUUGUGACAACCACAAUGAAGCCAGGGCCUAUAUCACCCAAGGGAUCAGUGCCAACAACAGUGACAAAACAUGAAGGAAAGAUAGACAGUGCAACCACAUUGGUUCCAUUGGGAGCACCAACGCCUACCCCAGAUUCAAGCUAUACGGCUGCAGGAACCACUGGUGCAGCAACACACUCUCCAAAACACCAUCCUCCAUCUCCUCCCAGUGGGACUAUUCAUGCUCCAUUUCAAGCCCAAACAAAGGUUGUUUGUGAGAAGGCAAUGCCAUCUGAAUACCCAGGGAUUAUUCUGACCUUCAAUGAAUCCACACCAUGCAGCAGCCUCGAAGGGAGCCUGCUCAAAGAGCCUCUCCUGCACGAACUCUGCCGGGCCGUGAAGUCCAGCUUCAACAGGAGCCGAGAUGAUUGCACAGGGAGCUUCGCCUCCAUUUCCGACGACCCCAAAAAACUGGCCGUCCUCCGCGUGUCUGUGACAACACACUCGGAGGAUGAUAAAUUAUCAGAAUCUCUGAUCAUUGGAGAACUGGAGAAGCUUGGCCUGACCAACUUGACCUAUGGUGGGAAACCCCUGGACAAUGGGGACGACCCCUUCAGCCUGCCUUUGAUCAUCACCAUCGUCUGCAUGGCGGCCUCUCUCCUCCUCGUGGCCGCCAUCUACGGCUGUUGCCACCAGCGCAUUUCCCGGAGGAAGGACCAGCAGCGCCUGACGGAAGAGCUCCAAACGAUGGAGAACGGCUACCACGACAAUCCGACGCUGGAGGUGAUGGAGACCUCGGCUGAAAUGCAAGAGAAGAAGGUGAACCUGAACGGGGAGCUUGCCGACAGCUGGAUCGUCCCCAUGGACAGCCUGACGAAAGAGGACCUGGAGGAGGAAGAGGACACGCAUUUGUAAUCCAAGAGAGAGGGAGUUGGAGAGGAGAGAGGAAGAGGAGGAACUGCAUACUAAGCAAAAAAAUAAUAAUAAUUGAAAUUUCAAAAAUGGAAGACUCAAAACUUGCAGCCACAAGUGCCGACACGGAAAGGAAGAAAGCUUCACGAUGGGCGUCCGCCGUGGCCGAUUUCGUUUUGUUCGUAAACCUCAUUGGCUUUCCCAGCAAAAUUUUAUGUGUAUGUGUGUAUAGAUAUAUAUAUAUAUUGAAGACAGUGCCUCCUAUUUAAACGUUGGUUAGGAUUGUCAGGAAAGUUCAGCGCUGAACAAUCCAAACCAGAGAAGAAGGGUUAAAAAGGGCUUUUUUGUGGAUGCAAAGGGACGCGGAUGGAUUGGCACAACCCACCGGGAGGCUGUCUUUCCUGCCAUCGAUUGAAGGCUGUUCCCUGCAGAGAGAAGGAAAGGAAUCCCAGCAAACGGAAGGAGUUUUUGGGGAUGGAGGUCAGGGCUUCCUUCGGUUAGGUGGGACCUGGGCGCAUUAUGCAAAACUUAACCUUAUAUGCAAAAUGUCACAAUCUGAAGAGUUAGUGCACACAUAACCAGAGUGAUGGCUUUUGACACCUUCAGGAACCUUUGAAUAUGUCUAGAUGUAGGUCAUUAGGGUUGCAGAAGGAGGGCAGAAUUAAGGACUAAGAGAAUGGAGCAACCGACCUACGAGCAAAGGUUGUAAUUGUUAUUGUGUGCCUUCAAGUUGUUUCUUACUUAUGGCAAUCCAAAGCUAAACCUGCCUUGGCAAUUUUUCUUCCGAGGAGGUUUGCCAUUGCCUUCCUUGUGGGAUGAGGGAGUGUGACUUGACCCAAAGCUACCCAACGGAUUUCCGUGGCUGAGAGACAACUUGAACCAGGGUCCUAAUCCAACACUCAAACCAUGGUAGCACAUUGGCUCUAUAAGGUUACAGUAUUGGGGUCUAUUUCUCUGAAGUCAAAUAAGUGGAGAGAUUAGAAGAGAGAUGUAAAAUUAUGCAUGGCAGGGAGAAGCAAUUCUGCAUCUCAUAAUACUAGAACUCAGGAUCAUCUGCUGAAGGUAGAUGGCGAGAGAUUCAGGAGAGACAGAAAGGAGGACCUUUCUAUCUAUGUGCUUGAAACUGGUGGCUGCUCAUUGGGAUGGAUUUAGAUCAGUGGUUCUCAACUUGUGGGUCCCCAGAUGUUUUGGCCUUCAACCAGAAAUCAGCUGGUAAUCUGGCUGGGAUUUCUGAAAGUUGUAGGCCAAAAUAGUUGAGGACCCAUGGGCUGAGAACCACUGAUUUAGAUGGAGGUAGAGAAGUGUCUUGCUGAAGGCUUUCAUGGCUGGAAUCACUGGGUUGUUGUGAGUUUUCCGAGCUGUAUGGCCAUGAUCCAGAAACAUUUUCUCCUGACAUUUCACCUGCAUCUGUGGCAUGCAUCCUCAGAGGUUGUGAGGUCUGAAACAUCAAGAGGGAAUGUUUCUGGAACAUGGCCAUACAGCUCAGAAAACUCACAACAACCCAGAGGUGGAGAAAGGUUACAGCAGUCACCAGUGAUUUUGAGUCAGGGUGGCUACCUUUUACUUCCAUCAUGAACCUGUGUAUCAGUUCUUGGAGAACAUGGAAGAGAAGUUGAGGUUACUCAUGGCCUACUAGUAUGUUUCUGUAGAAUCCCAACUAGCCCAAGAUUGAGUAGAAGAGAAGAGAAUCAUAGAAUCCAAGUGUUGGAAGAGACCUCAUGGGCCAUCCAGUCCAACCCCAUUCUGCCAAGAAGCAGGAAAAUUGCAUUCAAACCACUCCUGACAGAUGGCCAUCCAGCCUCUAGUCUUCACCCAGCAGGACCCUGAUGUUCUGCCAUUCUCUUGGAUCAAUUUGGGGAGAAAAUCCCAGGAAACCCAGAGAAAAUUUAACUGAUGAAACAGCCAGUUGGUGGCUUCAUUUUGUUUCACAUCUGGGAGGAUGGAGUUGCCUGCGGACAGGAAUCAUGUGCGAUGAACAGCAAACAUGAUCUUCCAUUCUGCUGCAGAUCUGUCCAAGGUUAAGUUGUUUCCUCCCAAACAAGUGUUGGGGCCAAAUCAGUAUAAAUUCAUUUAAUGUGCCCCCAAAAUAAUUUGCUGUGAUAUUUAAUUUUUUAAAAGACUCUUUUUUUCAAAACCUACAGCAAUAUCAGCUACUUUUUGCUUUCCAAAAAACACAGGGAGAGGAUUUUGUGCCUUUGAGAUGCCUGGCUAAUCCAUAGGCCCAUUUCGCUGUAUAUAUAAUCAUAAGUCAUGACAUGCAUUGCAUGGGUAGAAACCACUUCUGAGGAGGGAACUUUCACCAGUACGGCAGAAAGGAAAAUUUAAACUCUUCCCUCCCAAGCAUUUUUUUCGGAGGAUAGGUGCCACAGUGAUUUUAUUUGGGAAUUAUGGUUGAGACAGAAGAAGUCAGAUUUAACUCCUAUGUAUGUUGCAAACCCCAAAUCCCUCCUUUGCUGUUACAUUUUUUUCAAAGUGGGUUGGAAUUCAGUAUCAGAAUUAUGUCUUUAUAAGUGGAUUUUAUAAGAAAAUAGAAUGGAGUAUUUUCUCAAUGUUUGUAUUCACCUGAAGUUGUAUAUGAAAACUUCAUAUAUAAGUUGAGGGCAUGUAUGGGGGCCUGAAUUAUGGACUGUGGUGUUGGGAGGAAAAUUCUGAGAAUGCCUUGGACCAUGAGAAGAUCCAACCAGUCCAUACUCCAUGGAGGAAAUAAUGCCUGGCUGCUCACUGGAGGGAAGGAUAUUAGAGGCAAAGAUGAUGUACUUUGGUUAUGUAA